GCAUUCUCUCCAUUUGAACCGAAAUCUUUUUUUAGAGAAACCACGGGAGAAGAGAAUGGCGAUUUUGGAGCUAGGAGGAGAUUGAAGAUUACGUGCGGACUUGAAGCUAUGAACUCUUCAUUAAGGUUGGAAGAGAUUGAUGAAGGACCCCAGAAUGUUUCUCAGGAGGCAGGGCAAAAUAACUCAAGUGGAGUAUCAGAACUUAGCACUUAUCAAGGCAGUAAUUUUGCUAGGAUUUCUUUAAUCAUUGGGAAGUCGGAGCUUGAACAAAUGUUAAAACAGAUGACCUUUACAAGGUCUGAAACCCUGUACUUGAUAGCAUUGUUGCAUUCAAGAACCAUUGAGGAGUCACCUUCUGAUAACUUCCUUGCGGCUAUUGCAAUUCCAAGAAUUGCUUCACCUACUGAGCUUGCUGAUGCCAACAAAGCAUUGAGACAAGAUUCAAAGUUUAUUAACAAAAAUGCAACAAUGAUGGCUUCACCACAACAACCAACAACUAUUGAGAACCUCCCAAACGAGCUUUUGGUAAAUAUAUUCAUUCGCUUACUUGCCAAACAGCUUGCUCAAAUGAGAUCGGUCUCUAAAUCUUGGAAUUCCCUAUUAUCUAAAUCCUCCUUUGUAAAAACCCAACUCCAUCAUUCCAUCUUUAACAAAGAUAAAACUCUCUUUCACUUCUCUGAUGACCAUUAUUAUGGGUUCAAACUCACGGUCAACCCCAAUCCCCAACUCAUUAGUUUCAUCAAACUUCCACCUAACCCCGAAUCUCCACAUACAAGCAUCCAAGUUAUUGAUUCUGUCGAUGGCUUAAUAUGCUCUUCUUACAGUGAUACAGCCAUUCAGAUUUGGAACCCUUCUCUCUCCACUUUGUUAGAUCUUCCGCCAUAUUCUAUGCCCUCUGAUGAAUAUGAUUCAAUCAAAAUCUUUUUCCGGUUUGGGUUUGACCCAAAAACCGAUGAUUACAAAGUUGUGAAGCUUACAGCCUUUGCUGACGGAUCCAGCGUUAUAUGGUGGAUGGAUGUUGAGAUUUAUAGCAUGAAAAAGGGUUCCUGGAAGUUCAUUACUGAAAGGGUUCCAUCACACAUCACAUGGAUUGACGAGAAUGAAGUCGUUUGUGUGGAUGGACAUGAUGGACAUCUUCAUUGGCUUGGUCAUUUUGGUGAGGAGAAGGUUUCAAAAAUGAUAUUGGUGUUUGAUUUGGGUUCAGAGACAUUCCAUGAGAUACCUUUUCCAGAUUCUAUAGUAGCUUUUAAAUGUGGCCGAUUGGAUGCUUUAGGAGUUUUGGGGGGAAAGCUUUGUGUGAUGUCACGGGAUGAGGAUGAGGAUGUUGGAUGUGUGGUGUGGGUUAUGAAGGAGUAUGGGGUGGCUGAAUCAUGGGUCAAACACCAUGUUUUUUCACAGUUUAUUGGUGAUACGUAUCCAUUUGGAUUCACAUCAGCCAACAAGUUUCUUAUUCAAGAUCAGUAUUAUCGUCUUGUUUUGUAUGAUCCAGUUACAGAAGAGGCUCAAAUUUUGAAGAAUGAUUUUUCAUUUCCAGAAUAUGAAGCAGGUAAAAUCGUGGAGUAUGUUGAUAGUCUUGUUUGGGUAGCCCCUGUUAAGUGUGAGAUAGUGGAUGGUGGAGGACAAAAUUGGAAUUGAGAGAUGUCAGGUAUGAUACUAUCCAUGUUUCUGAAUUAGGUUUAUGUCAAGUAUCAAUUUUUAGUACAUUACACUUACUUUCUCUGGUGCCCUUAUGUUUCCAUUUGAUUUUCUUGAUGCAAACAAGUUCUGCUUUGUUUAACAUUUGUAUAUGCUGGUUCAAAUUCAACAUAUGUGUAGUCUUAUUGCUUCUUAUACAAGGAGUCUUCUACUAAGAAA
Molecule: messenger RNA, 1854 nt
Organism: Lactuca sativa (garden lettuce)
Lineage: Eukaryota; Viridiplantae; Streptophyta; Magnoliopsida; Asterales; Asteraceae
Product: F-box protein CPR1
Molecular function (GO): protein binding
Source: RefSeq, a predicted model, not a curated record